Messenger RNA from Gordionus sp. m RMFG-2023, 711 nucleotides. RefSeq lists its product as uncharacterized. Lineage: Eukaryota; Metazoa; Nematomorpha; Gordioida; Chordodea; Parachordodidae. The transcript has 4 exons. The coding region runs from base 1 to 711 and encodes 236 amino acids. Gene Ontology annotation, biological process: DNA integration. The record is from RefSeq and is a predicted model, not a curated record. Gene Ontology annotation, molecular function: nucleic acid binding.
AUGUCAAUGCGUUUACAAAAGUGGAAUAUAGCAAUGGGAGCUUAUGAUUUUAAAAUAAUUCUUAGAGCAGGUAAAUAUAAUACAGUUCCUGACUGUCUAUCAAGAUUACCACUCAGUGUAGAUAAGGAAACUAUUGAUAAUAUAAGCACGGACAACACAAAAAACAACUUAUGGGAUAUUCCGAUUAAUUUUAAUAAAGUAUUAGAGGAAACAUAUAAAGACAAAGAAAUAUUAGAUAUUAUUAACGACAUAAGGAAAGGUGAUGAAAACAAAAUUGUGAUUCCUGCAGGCAUGAGAAAAACUAUGUUGAAGGAAUUAAACAUCGGAAACUUAGGCGCUGGAAAGACCAAAGCAUUAGCUAAGGAUUAUAUGUAUUGGCCAGUCAAAUCUAUCACAACAGACAUCACUUUAAAAGAACUUAUGAAAACAAUCAGUAUAUUUGGAAUACCGGAAGAAAUAGUAACGGAUAACGGUACUAACUUUACGAGUCACUCGUUCGAUAUAUUUUGCAAAGAUCACGGAAUCAAACACACCCUAACCGCCGCUUACCAUCAGCAGUCUAACGGUCAGAUUAAUACAGUAAACAUAGAAGGAGUUCAUGAAUUUAAAAGUGAUAAAGCAGAAAACAAAGAUUUUGACUUGUUAAACAUAAGCGUAAAUAACAUGACCGAAGAUUUUAAUGAUAAUGACAACAACAUUACGUGUUUGUGA